This is a messenger RNA of Staurois parvus, 376 nucleotides long. The record is from the annotation of a GenBank genome assembly. Lineage: Eukaryota; Metazoa; Chordata; Amphibia; Anura; Ranidae.
AAAGCAAGCCGACGAUCCCUGCAGGAUGAAUUGGAUCUGCAGAUUGGGGAAGCCUAGGGGCGCCUGUGCAAGACUGAAGCCGAGGAGCCGUUACACCUGUGCAAGACUGAAGGGGAGGAGCUGUUACACCUGUGCAAGACUGAAGGGGAGGAGCCGGUACACCUGUGCAAGACUGAAGGGGAGGAGCCGGUACACAUGUGCAAGACUGAAGGGGAGGAGCCGGUAUACCUGUGCAAGACUGAAGGGGAGGAGCCGGUACACCUGUGCAAGACUGAAGGGGAGAAGCAGGUACACCUGUGCAAGACUGAAGGGGAGGAGCCGGUACACGUGUGCAAGACUGAAGGGGAGGAGCCGGUACACCUGUGCAAGACUGAAG